CUUUCUGACCUCACCUUCUUUGCAAGCGGCUUCUACGCACCUUCAAUUGGCGCUGUUGACCGCACAAGCAAAACCGUCUGCGCUCAUCCGAUUUGCAUAGACUCAAAUACUUCGGUCGGGUGGGCUGUGCAAAGCGUUGGUGGUGCCUUUUCCAGCGUGAAGGAAGAAGCACUGAUCCUCUUACCAGCAAUGCAAAAGAGCGCAAGCAUCGCCUGCACUCGACAGCGCACACAGCUGAGCUGAUCAGCCUCGCCACGCUUUCUAUACCUUUUGCCCAGUGCAAAACACUGGUGCGGCCAGCAUGGCGCCAUCUGCCGAUGGAAUGAACUCAUCAGAGUCAGCACCCCGCCGGCGAGCCGACUCGCAGCUCUCGCCUCCACCAACGCCCACAAUCAUGUCACUCAAUCAGCAAAGCCCCGUGGACAAGGGAGAAGGACCUAGCAGACUAGCACCUCCAUCGAGCCCACGAAAAUCCAGCGUCAGUCGGACCGGCGCCGCCUUGCCGAUCGAGGCAUUCCUGCCAGGGAGUCCCGCCUCUAGCCCCACGGCAUCCAUGAGACUUUCGAAGAGCGGUCUGGGCUCGCUCGCCUCUCACCAUGCACUCUAUCCACCGCAAGCUGCACCCCAGGAGGCAUUCCCGCGUGCCAGAAGGAGGCCCAAGCGCUCAUCGCAGCGCAAGGAAAUGGGUCUACCUGUCAUACGCAACGUCUCACGACUCUCCGCCAAGAUUUCCGCUCGGGUGGAAAGAUUGUUUCGCAAACAUGGAGCCAAUGUGUCAAGACAUCCAAUUCGGACCCUACUCCUUUGUUGUCUUCUCAUCACCUCACUCUUCUACCCUGCAGCUGGCAUAUACCUAUGGUCAUCUCAGGGCGGCCCAGGAAUAAGCCGCAGCGAUACGUCGAGCGUGUGGCGGACACUUUCUACCCCACUGCUAGAUUCUUUCGCUUCCUCUGGUCGAACUCAUCACAACUCACUAAGGGAUUUGCGAAUGGUGUGGGAUGACGCAGCAGACCUUUUUGCUCAAGAUCCGCGAGACUGGAUGCCCGAGCGCCAUAAGGCUCGCCCACCGAAAUGCGCUCGUCUGGAGCACGUCCUAUUCACGACAGAUGACGUUAUGAGAGGAGAGGCCGGAAGGCGAGGCGUCCUGGAAGCGCCUGUUCUGAACUCCGCAUACAGACUACAAUCCGCCUUGGAGACACGGCUGAAGUCAGUCGGAGGGGAGAAUACCCCGAGGUGUAUUCAAAAUCUGAGCGGGGCAUGCCUCACUUUGGGGCCUCUCGACUACUGGCCUGAGGGCUCAUUUCCUCUGAAGGCGGAUGCCCAGGCUAGCACCGAGCUUCUCGCAUCCUCAGUCAAUCAGUCUGCGAGGGGUGUUCCUGUUUCUCUAGAGACUACCUUGGCUGGUCGAUCGCACAUGUUCGCACGCAAUCCUCGCGCAGAAUUUCUUGCCUUCAGCUUUUGGCUAGAGCAGGCUCAAUGCGGCAACACCACUGGCAAUGAGCACGUCAAUUUCCGCGCUCUCCUUUCGGACAUCGCAAUCGGUACGCGCAUAGUGGAAAGCGAGCACCAGACAGCGAAGUCGGUGUUGGUUCGAUUUGCACCGGACAAGCGCACUCCUCGAGCACAUCAGAUCAUGCUUGCUUUGGGCUACUUGGGGUUCCUGCUCUACAUUGGCCGAGGCUUAGUGCGAAUGCGCAAGGUACACUCACGCUUUGGUCUGGCUUUCACCGGGUUCACCGAGCUGCUCAUCAGUAUGAUUAUGAGCGUAAGCAUCUGUGCUCUUUGCGGCGUUCGUUUGACCGCCGUGCCAUGGGAAAUUCUCCCCUUCGUCAUCGUAGUAGUCGGAUCCGAAAACAUGUUCGUCCUAGCCAACGCAAUCGUGUCGACCCCGAUCAGUCUUUCAGUCGCCUCUCGCGUCGCCGCUGGCCUAGGCGCUGCGGGCGUGUCCAUUGCGGUCACUGUGCUGAGCGACGUGCUCCUUCUCAGUGCAAUCGCCAUGCUCGUGCAUGUUGCGGCUGUGCGCGAAUUCUGCAUUUUCGCCAUUUGCAGCCUGCUGGUAGACUUUGUCAUGCAAAUGACUUUCUUCGUGACGGUAUUUAGCAUCGACUUACAGCGACUGGAGCUCGCGGAUCUUCUUGCUCAAGGUGUCCGCAGUGUAGAGCAGGACAGGCCGCUCGCAGCGGAACAGGAAGCUGAUGCCUCCGCAGCACAAGCGACAGCCCUCUCUACACGUCGAGUGGCGCACAAAGAAGAGCAGCGCACCGGCUCAUUCAUCAGAAUGAGCUGUCGCGCAGUAUGGCGAGCUCGCACGGCUCGGACAGCCAGCUUAUCGAUUCUCUUGGCUGCUAUGUUCGGCUUGUACCUUUACUAUGGAACUGGAUACCAGUCACAGGAUCUGUACGGGCCUAGCCUCCCAUUCGCGGACAUACACGGCGUCUCAGCUUCCUUGCCCACGCGCAGCACUUUGACUAGCGCUCCCCGAUCAUCCAACGCCGAGACAAGGCUGGAGCCCACUGAUGGCGUCUCGGAUCCCUUUGAUCCGCUGGGGCAUCUAUCGGCCGCCGAAAGCUCCUCCUCGGAUGCGGCACCAUGGUGGAUGGAUUCUCCCUCCGCUUCCUUCUGGAUGUCUCUCAAUCCAGACGGAGCGCCUCAUGUUCGCGUGGCCGUCGAGCCGUGGUCGAUUGUGUCUCUGCGCUCCGCCAAGGGUGCAACUCCGCAACACACGCGCAAACUGCCUUUCGCUUCUUGGGCUCUCUUCCGUCCUCGAAUCCGCGCCAUCAUCUGGUUCCUGAAACUGUCUGUCCUCCCAAUAGGAGGAACGACGGGGCUACUUUGGAUCCUGCUCUUGUAUCUCUUGAAGGACACCGAAUUGCUAGAUGCUCAGCGUGACAAAGGCACCAUCAGCGAAGAAGAAGGCGAAAGCGAUGUAUCCAGGUCAGGUACCAACUCCCUCAAUGACGACUCGAUCGAUGUCUCCUUGACAGCACUCACGGGAGUUCACGCGACGGAUAUCAUCUUGACCGAUGCAGAUGGCUCAUACAUAGCUAGCGUGGGCAUCGACUCUUCCAUCAUUGUCUGGGACACCAAAGCGGCCAGCAGGAAGGUCCGCACACACCGCAUUACUGUCCAAUCUCUUGGGGGAACAGACACGACUGCCGUCACUUGCGUCGAGCUGAGUGCAUCUGAUGAACUGCUGGCUGUCGGACAACGCAGUGGCUUUGUCACGAUCUACUCGCUCGCAUCGCAGCAGGUAACCCAUCGCUGGCAGCCAACGACUGGCCCGGUCCAAUUGGUGACAUUCUCACGUAGCGCGAUGCGUGAGUUGCGCGUCACAUCUGCGCACCGAGAUGGAUCGGUCUGGACGUGGCUAGAUGCUCCGGCACCUCAAUGCGAGCCUUCCGUGCAGCCUCGUUUGGACACCAGCUGGACAGCUCAGCGCUUCCAUCACAGUUCGUGUUACUUCGCGCUGUCUGCCCCGAAUCGCCAAAUUGAGGUGUAUCACAUUGGUACGCAGGGUGUGGCGCCCGUCUCCACGAUCCCUGGCCCAGCAAAUGGUCUGGUGCGAAGCCUAACAAGCGCGGCACCUGGCCAUCAGGGAUUAGCGCCCGAGUCGGGGGUCUCCUCCUUCCUUGACGACGUUGAUGUGGUCCUCAGCGGCACAUCCACCGGCACAGUGCAAGCCUGGCAGUUGUCCACUGGGAAUCUCAUUGGUCAAACCGCUCUCGCAGACGGACCGGUCCAAGAUCUCUUCUGUAUCUCAGACCAUGAGCAACGCAACCAGCCCUACGAAACUUUCGCUGCUGUCACGCAAGCAAAGGUCACUAUUUUACGUCUGAGCAAUGGACAAGUGCUAGCCUCAACGAUGUCAGACUUGUCGCCUGGCGCGCCCACUUCAUCUGCUUCGCGUCCCUCUCCACCGAGCUCUUACCGACGGACGGCGAGCGAAACAAGUGUGUCAGGUGCAACAUCUACGUCUUUGCCUCGCCCGCGCCACGGAUCUCGCCCUCCAUCUGCCGGCGGCUCAGAAUCCGGACAUGAACUUGUCGUGGGCAGACCUCGCGCACCUAAGGGCUCCUCUGAAUCAGGGUCUCAGGAUCAACCUGAGAUUCCGACGCACUUCGACAAUUUGACGGUUGUGAUGUGCUUGCCUUGUCAUCGUGGCAGUGCGGUAGUCCUUCGGACCUCGGGCGACAGCUCGCGCCUGGCUGGCGUCCGAAGACGACGCCGAAGCGAAGAAACAAGCACUGGCACCGGAGAUAGUCGGGGCUCCUGGGAAUACUGGGAGCUGGAAUGUGCGGAGUUGUCAGAAAAAGGCUCGUCCCAGUCCUUGAAGGUCAGGACCUGUCCUAUUGAUUUGGAACGCCUCAUUACAAGCGAUGAGAGGUCACCGAGCUCGGCUGAUUCGGACAGCGAUGAGGAUGGCUCGCGGCGGCUCACACCUCACGCUUCUCGGCGAAUCGAGUCUCGCAAGAUCCAUGUCGCAGCUCGUGGCCCAAACGCGCUGCUUUCUUUUGCGCGCGUCUCGCUCAUCAAAUCUGUAAUCCCCGUGACUGGGUUCGCUGAGAGGGCAUCUGACGAAGCUCUGUUGCAAUCCUUGGCUGCUGUUCGCGAGCGGCGUCGAUCGCUCGUCAUUGCCUUUGGCAAUUCUUUGGCUCGACUUUCGAUCGCAAGUCCGCCCCAUCCUCGGGCUGGCACAUUCGGUAGCGUCUCCUCAGCAACGGCCUUCGCCAUGCACCCAGCUUAUGAUCGACCUUCCUCCACACUCAUGCGUCGUCGUCGCUCGCGCUUCGAGUGAUUACGCGAAGCAAAGCGUGACCUUUUCAGAAGCGCACAUAAAAAUACUUGUCCGACCGACUCUGCCCAUCACUUUUCAUCCUCAAAACGUUUCGCCAUGCGCUCGCUUCCCCAUCCGCCAACGCACCGAGCGCCAAUUUCUAUCUGCGCCGGCCUCCGCAUCCUGUCCUCUUGCGUUACACGUGACUAGCAUGUACGCUGUAUACGAACGUAGCUCCUUGCACAUGUACCGGCUGGCUUGGCCUAUUACCUGCACAUGUGUUUCCACGUGAUGCGUCAACGACACACUGCAACCAAUUGCUCUGUCAACAGAAGG
This is a messenger RNA of Ceraceosorus guamensis, 5110 nucleotides long. RefSeq lists its product as hypothetical. Bases 302 to 4795 code for a protein of 1497 amino acids. Lineage: Eukaryota; Fungi; Basidiomycota; Exobasidiomycetes; Ceraceosorales; Ceraceosoraceae. The transcript is spliced from 2 exons. Gene Ontology annotation, biological process: SREBP signaling pathway. Gene Ontology annotation, cellular component: Golgi membrane; endoplasmic reticulum membrane. The record is from RefSeq and is a predicted model, not a curated record. Gene Ontology annotation, molecular function: protein binding; sterol binding.